AGCUUAUCAAACUUAACCAACAGCAGCAAUUAUAAUUAAUUCAAUUCAAUUCAAUUUCGCGUCGCUAUCUCAACUAUUCUCUCUUCAGUAAAAAAUAAAAAUAAAAAAAUAAAACAAAAAUAAUUAUAAUUAUAGAAUAAAAUGGUUGUAUUAGCUGCUGCCGUCGUUACUAAAAGUGGGAAAGCUGUUAUUUCUCGACAAUUCCAUGAGAUGCAACGUUCUCGUAUUGAAGGACUUUUGGCUUCUUUUCCAAAGUUGACAAGUACGGGUCAGCAACAUACUACUGUGGAGACUGAACAUGUUCGUUUUGUUUACCAGCCUUUAGAUGACUUGUUUAUGGUUUUAAUCACAAACCGUCAGUCCAAUAUUUUACAAGAUAUUGAAUCCCUUCAUUUGUUUGCUCGUGUUGUCACUGACAUUUGUCGUUCUUGUGAUGAAACACAUAUUCUUCGUAAUGCUUUUGAGCUAUUAUGCGCUUUUGAUGAAAUUAUUUCAGUUGGCUAUAGAGAAAAUGUUAACUUAUCUCAAGUUAAAAGUUCUAUUGAAAUGGAAAGUCAUGAAGAAAGAAUUCAAGAAAUUAUUGCCAAGAAUAAAGAACAAGAAGCUAAGGAAGAACUUAAGAGAAGAGCUAAGCAAUUUGAGAUGCAAAGAAAAGAAGCUCAAAAGCGUGGUCAAGGAUUCAUGCAGGGCAACUUUAAUUCUAGCAGUAAUAUGAGCGGUUACAUGGGAGGAGGAUACUCUCCUUCUACAGAAUCUGUACCCUCUAUGAGAGAAUCUCCUUCAUCUUACAGUCGUUCUUCUUCAAAUGUACCUAGCUCAGCUUCUAAGGCUAAAGGUAUGCAAUUAGGUCGUAAGCCUAAAGCUGCCGAUUUAUUUGAAGCUAUUAAGCCUGACGUUGAAGAACCUCUUUUGAAUUCAUCACUUUCUUACAACAACCAAAGCUCUACUAGACAGCAUCAUGAAAGUGUUCAUGUUGAUAUUGAAGAACGUAUAACACUUAUUGCUAACAAAGAUGGUGGUCUAGAACAGAUGGACGUAAAAGGUAUUUUGACAUUAAAGAUUUCUGAUUCUUCAGCUGCACGUAUCAGUCUUGGUUUGAAGACAAGCGAUGAUGCUUCUAUUCAAUUCAAGACACAUCCUAAUGUAGACAAGAAUGCUUGGAAGGAAAGACAUGUUGUUCAAAUGAGAGAUUUAUCUCGACCAUUCCCUACAAAUCAAAGUUUGGAAGUUGUAAAAUGGAAAUUAUCUACUCGUGAUGAAACUAUGGUGCCUUUAACAGUUACAUGCUGGCCAUCACCAGCCGGAAAUGGUACUUGCGAUGUUAAUGUGGAAUAUGAAUUAGAAAAUGAUGAGUUAGAAUUACGUGAUGUUAUUAUUUAUAUUCCUUUACCUACUGAACCAACAGCAGAAGUGACACAAGUAGAUGGAAGUUAUUUUGUUGAUCGAUCUAGAAAAGUUCUUGAAUGGCAACUUCCUGUAAUCAACAACUCAAAUAAAUCUGGUUUAUUAGAAUGCAAUAUCCCUGGUGAUGAUGUUAAUAGUUUCUUCCCAGUUUCAGUAUCCUUUGUGAGCGAUAAACUAGUUUGUGGUGUUGAUGUAUUAACUAUUACUAAUACUGAAACUCAUUCAGAUGCUUCCUUUUCAAAGGAAGUAUUAUUGGCUACUGAUGAUUAUGUUAUUGGCUAAUCAAUCUAUCCCUUUUUUUUUGGAAAAAAAAAAAAAAGAAAAAGAAAAA
This is a messenger RNA of Cokeromyces recurvatus, 1735 nucleotides long. RefSeq lists its product as uncharacterized. Gene Ontology annotation, biological process: retrograde vesicle-mediated transport, Golgi to endoplasmic reticulum; Golgi localization; endoplasmic reticulum to Golgi vesicle-mediated transport. The transcript is spliced from 9 exons. Gene Ontology annotation, cellular component: COPI vesicle coat; cytosol. NCBI's taxonomy places the organism in Eukaryota, Fungi, Mucoromycota, Mucoromycetes, Mucorales, Mucoraceae. The record is from RefSeq and is a predicted model, not a curated record. The coding region runs from base 142 to 1686 and encodes 514 amino acids.